AAAUUUCUGAAGUGGCAUGCUGUGGCUUCAUGGACCUGGGAUGCUCAGGACGAAACGUGUGGGAUCUGUAGAAUGGCUUUCGAUGGCUGUUGUCCGGACUGCAAAUUUCCUGGCGACGACUGCUCGUUGAUUUGGGGUGCCUGUAACCAUGCUUUCCAUCUUCAUUGCAUACUCAAAUGGGUUAACUCACAGACACCUCAACCACACUGUCCAAUGUGCCGCAGAGAAUGGCAGUUUAAAGCUUAAACUUCUUACAAGUUUGCCAUAAUCUAGAGAGCCUGAAGAACAUUUUGAUGUGUUCUUGAGUUCAAAAGUUCUUGUACCAUACACAAAUGUCCAUUUCUUUUGCCUAUGUCUUGAUCGUAUUCCCUAGGAUGAACCUAAGAAGGUAUGUCAUAGGGUUCCCUUUGAUGGACAGUGUUCAAUAUUUUGUUGAUGCCCUAACUUCAAAAUCUUACAUGUACUUGUGCUUCAGUGUUGAACAUUUUACAGCAUUCUUGAGUACACUAUCUGAACUUCGACCACAUCACCCAUUGCUUCAUGGUUGAAGAGAGUUGGAGCUUUUGUUGCGGUCAUCUUUGCUUGAGUUGGAACGAUACUUGACGAUCGUUUAGCGACAUUUGUGGAGCCAUAAACUAGCACAGGUUUGGAGGAUGUUGAGAGGAUGACACUAAGUGGGUUUAGAGGAUGUCUCAGAUUAUUCAAGUUACCAUAUCAACUCAAACAUAUUAAUUUUCUGAAUUGUGUUAUUUAUAUUAAUAAUAAAAUUAUACAAGUGAUAUAAUAUUUA
Zingiber officinale is the source of this 790-nucleotide messenger RNA. RefSeq names its product anaphase-promoting complex subunit 11-like. Gene Ontology annotation, cellular component: anaphase-promoting complex; nucleus. The transcript has a single exon. Gene Ontology annotation, biological process: positive regulation of mitotic metaphase/anaphase transition; protein ubiquitination; anaphase-promoting complex-dependent catabolic process. The record is from RefSeq and is a predicted model, not a curated record. Gene Ontology annotation, molecular function: cullin family protein binding; zinc ion binding; ubiquitin protein ligase activity. Lineage: Eukaryota; Viridiplantae; Streptophyta; Magnoliopsida; Zingiberales; Zingiberaceae. The annotation marks the transcript as partial.